UCGUAAAGCGAGCACUGCUCAGAUUUCAAUAAAUGGUAUACAAGACGUAAAAGUCUGACAGUUGUGCUUUACUUACCUAAAGGCAAUAUUGGUCUUAACAUUGACUUCCGGGUCUAACGUAAAAUAUUAAUUUAAAUACAACGGAUAUAACGCAAAUGAACUGAAUGGGGACAAUGUUUAUUUGUGUGUGCAUAUUAGCAUGUUUUCAAAUUUCCUCUGUUCUUUCGGACAGCGUUAUUGUGAGCUCGUUACGGGGUGGUCAGACAAACCUUACUAUCAUGGACGUCAAUGUCACUGGAGGUUCACUCUCAAUUAUCCAGAGCGAGUCGUUUCUAAAACCCCAAAUACUCACAGACAUAGCCAUAGACCCAAUCAGUGGGACCCUUUUCGGUUUUGAUUUUAGAUAUGGCAACAUCCUACAAUAUCCUGGGUUUGGAAGAAGUGGUGCUAGCGUUACAGGAAGUGUUGUUCAUAAAGGACUCACUAGGAAUACGCUCGUAAAGAUUGCCGUAGACUGGGUGUCUCAGAAUAUCUACUGGGUUGAUCCGGGGUUCAGAUGGAUAGGCAUACAGUCUGUGUCUAAUCAAACAAAGCAUACAAUUAUUUUACAUGAUGGGUUUACGUAUCCCGUCAGUCUCGCUGUUGACCCAAUUCACAGGGUUUUGUUUUGGGGAGACGGAAGCAGCUCACCUAAAAUCGAACGAUCAUCACUGGACGGAGGAAAUCGACGAACAAUUGUUUCACAGGGCAUUAUCUUUCCAACAGCUAUGACCGUAGACGUAGACAAUGAACAACUCAUUUGGCUUGAUCUUACAAGAGACACGGUAGAAAUGGCUGCUCAAGAUGGCACGGCAAGGCGCAUCCUCAGACGCUUGUCUCACAUAUAUCUUUCUCAUGUGGAUGUAUUUAAGGAUAUUAUGUUACUGACAAAAAUUGACACCGAUGCAUAUGUCGUGUUUGUGAUGGACAAACACUCGGGCGAUAUUGAUCACACACUUCCUUUGGAGAGAACAGAUUUUAUAAACGGAGUUGUUUCAUUUAAGGACACCCAGCCGACUAUAAUAAACAAUUGUGCCACUGCCUUGUGUUCAGAUUUGUGUGUUAACACAGAAACGUGGUUCAAAUGUUUAUGUGUGGACGGACGGACUCUUUCCUCAGAUCUUCUCACCUGUGUUGAUGGUCCUGGGUCUCUUCAUCGGGCUUUGGUGUGGACAAAAUCAACUUCACUUUGCGCUACUGACCUGAGAGUAAUCAAUGACGUCAGCUAUCGAGCAAGUGACACGUGCAUUCAAACAGACUCAGACAUAAUUCAUUUUGAUGUCAAUGCAAGGGAUCGAACAAUCGUGUACGCAAGAGGAAGCGCUAUAUAUAUUACCAGCUUGGAUGCCAUAACUUCGAAUCGGCAACUACUUUUUGCAGCAAAUGAUGUGACAGGUCUGGGCGUGGACUGGCGAGACGGCAAUUUAUACUGGAGCGAGGGCCAGACGGACGGACGCAUCAUUGUGCACUCACGCCAGGAAAGAGCUACUGUCCCUCUCAUAGAUUCCGGGCUCAGCAUGCCGCGGGAGCUCACUCUGUUUCCCCUUUAUAAAAUGUUUUGGAUAUCGGGAGAUGUAGGAAUUGUCCAGAUUGAGCGAGCCAACAUGGAUGGAACUAAUCGAGAAAUCAUCGUGAAUAGUUCUUCUGUCCGAGCGCCGCUUGGUUUAGCGAUAGAUACAUUGACAGACAUACUUUACUUCGUUGACGAAGGAUUUGUUAAGUCAGUUUGGCUUAAUGGAACCGUCAUGGAGGUCGAAGAUCUAGAAGGCCUGUCAUCACCCCAGAGACUUUAUGUUUACCAGAACCAGUUAUUGGUCAUUAGUGGUACUUCGUCGAGCGCAAAGCUUCAAGUUUUCAGUUCACGAAUGCGUGAUCUGACUUUUACCGAAGAUAUUAGCUUUCCAAACAUACUUGGCGCUAAGGUUCUUGAUGAACGGACACAACCGGAUAUCUUUGGCCCCUGCGAGGAAAACAACGGCGGUUGUGAACACAUUUGUAUUCCCCUCGGUAACGUCCGCGUCUGUCAGUGCCAGUUUGGCUUUCAACUCCAUCAAGACAAAAAGUCAUGUUUCUCCGAGGCGUUGUCUACGAACUUUGUUUACGUGGGUGAUUGGACGCAUGGCCGUAUAUACCAGGUUUCAUUAGACACUGAUCAAGUUGCAGCUUUGGAUGCGCCAAUGGUGACGAAUCCUGCUGGCAUUGAAUAUAACUUAAAGACUGGACAUUUGAUUUGGAGCAGCACAGAAACAAAUCUGAUACAAACCAUUAAUACCGAUGGCGCAGAAUACGGCAUAUUAGUGAACGUUGGAGUGUUUGGUUCAUUUGCGGAUCGGCUGGCUGUUGACUACACUAGUGGGAACGUCUACUUUACGGCAGUUCCAUUUGUUGGUGAUGGUUUUGUCGGCGUGGGAGUCGUAUCCCCGACAGGAGUGCAUACGAAGCUUGUUUCAUAUGGCCACUCACCACGGGCUAUCGCUCUUGAUCCAUCUAAAGGAAUAAUGUUCUGGACGGAUCACGGGUUCGCAGAUGGUACAAGUUCAGAGGUACUCGCCGCCAACAUGGACGGUUCACAAAGGCGAGUAAUUAAUUCCAACAUGGGCUGGGCAAAUGGCCUCACCAUCGAUACUACAGGUAAAUUCCUGUAUAUAGCUGACGGCAAGACGGAUACGAUCUCGAAGUGCAACUACAACGGAAUUUGCUCUGCUUUUUUUUCGGACGCAGGGGCACAACUUAUGGACAUAAAACUCCUUGAAAAUAGCCUCUACUACACAGCCUGGAAUAGAGUUCAUAUAACACGGAUCGACAUUUUGAACACGGGUGACCGGGAGGAGUUGGCGCGAAACGCCGAGCUAGGUCGUCUUGACUCUCUUGCGUUGCACGACGCAGCAUACACAGUGUCAUCACAAUGUACGCCAAAUGAUGGACUUGGUCCCUGUAGAUAUCUCUGUCUCCCGCGACCCGAGGGCUAUACCUGUGCCUGUGAGGACGAACAAGAGGAGUCCAUUGACACCUGUUCAGGAAUAUUUACCAAGCCUUCAGAAACCAAAGAAACAACGUUACCGCCCUUGACGUCGCAACCGCCCUUGACGUCACAACCGCCCUUGACGUCGCAACCACCUUUGACGUCGCAACCGCCCUUGACGUCGCAACCGCCCGUGACUGACAGCUCCGUUGGAGUUUUGGUUGGCGCCGUGGUUGGAAGCCUUGCCGGGUUGACCGUUUUUGCAGCAUUGGGCGUUGUCGCAUGUUGUUUGUACAGGAGACGUCACACCCAGAAAGCUACAGACAGCGGGCACGCGAAUCCUGCGUUCGAUAUUGCAUCUUUUUCUACUUCCAAUCAGGAUAUUGGACACGAUCAAAUUAGUUUUUCUGACAGCACUAAACAUCACACACCAGCGUCCAACGACUAUGAAGGUUUAACAACCAACACUCCACCCAGGAUAUACGAUCGGCCACCAAUAGAGCUUCCUCUUUCGCCAAACCCUCAGCAGCCGGUCAGUGGUAAUUUGAGACCACCUUCAGAAAACUACGACCAUCCCAUUUUUUACACUCCACCUGUGAAUGUACUUCACACUCGGCCACCAAUGGAGCUCCCUCUUUCGCCUAACCCUCACCAGCCGGCAAGCGGUAACUUGAUGCCUCCGUCAGAAAACUUCGACCAGCCAAAAGCUAACACGUAUAUGUCGUUGCGGGGAGACAGCCUUGUGAUGGGGUCUGACUUUUUAAACAGUUUUAUAAACAAUAAAAAAUAACCAUUCAUAAGAAAAGAUUACUCGCUUACACAGUAUUAAAAAUCAUUAAGAUUUUGCUUCCGGUCAUGUAACUGAUUAAGAGCACAACCUGUUUAGUAACAUAUUAACUAUUUGGCCUUCAAUUUAAACAUAAACCUUUUACAAAGCAAAAUGCCUGACAAAAGAGAAGACAUAUCUACAAAUUAAUGACAUUAAUGACUUAAAGGCUGCACUCUCACAGAUCUACCGUUUCUACCACUUUUUACUUGUUGUCUUCGAAUGAGCCAUUUUUUUGCGUAAAUAUCUGCAAACCAGUGAUAAAAGACUGCUGACAAAAAUCAGAUAACAUAUUUCCGUUCCAAAUUUAAUGUUUUAUGGCUAAAACCGUAUGUAACGGUUUAAGAAAAAUGCAAAAAAUACAUCAUUUUUUAACUUAAAUAUAAAAUCUGCAAUCGAAUCUUUUGACAUCAGUCUUAUAUGAUUGGUUUACAUGCAUUUGCGCAUAAAUUGGCUCGUUCCUAGACAAAAAAUAAUAAAGUUGUCAAAACGUUCGAUCUCUGAGAGUGCAGCUUAAAUGUAAGAUGGAAUAAACAUCAUUUUACUGACAGACACUUGUUAUAUUGAAAAUAAACAACAAGUUAGUUUCCAACAAAUAUCAAAUACUAAAUAUGUCGAUCGUAACUAUAUAAAACUAAAAUUUCUAACAUUAUGCAUUAACAUGAGUGUUGUAACAUUGUAAAAUCUUACUCAAUGUUUAAAAGAUUUCCAUUUGUCAGUACAUAUAAUUUGUUUUUGAAUGAUAUUCGAUGUAUUCGCCUUUGAAAAUAUGAAACAAUAUUUAAGGUUAAUAAGGUAAGGCUUACAGAUUGUAUUUUUUUGUUGAAUUUGAUUUUACAUUGUAUUUCUGAUUAUUUGACACAUAUAAUACGGACGUGUAAUAUCAUGGUCAUACUUAUAUACCAUAAUGUAUGUGUAUUAUUGUACUCGAAGUUAGAAUAGCAACCAUAUUAGCAUUACACGAGUUGUUUAAGGCUUUUAAAAAACUAACGUUUGUGAUAUUUUCUAUAUUCUUCAUAUUCUUUGUGUAUAUGUUUUUACUUGCAUGUCCCCGUUUUGUACAGCAAAAAUCAGUAUACGGUAGAUUCAUAGAUUACAUUUGUUAUAUCUUGAGUGAAAUAGAAUCAAAUCCGUUUUAAAAGAAAUAACCUAUUUUAUUACACGAUCUUAUAAAUAAACCGUCCAUGAUAUAAGGAUAAGUAAUGUCCGUAGAUAAACAAUGCCAUAUUGACCUGUCUAUUUAUAGACCAGAAACGGAUUAUCAAAUUGACCUCAAAAUAAUGCGAGAAAUUCCACUUCAUAGUUGACUCCUUGUCAAAUCAAAGACCACCAUUUCAGGCAAUACCGUUCAUUAUAAUAGAUAAUAAUUAUAAUAACAAAAUAUCAGAUGCUAUGGCGAAUGGUGAAAUGUUAACACUCGAAAUAAAAUGAUCCAAUAAGUCAGUUGCACCUUGAUUAUACGUCAUCAUGUAAUAAAACAAUUGUGUGCUUAUGAGCUGUGAAAUAUGCAGUUCAGAUUGACCGCUAUGGUCUCGGAUAAAAAUGAUUUUAGGUCAAAAUGACAGCAUGUUACACAGCAAUAAGUAAAUAAUACUAUAAAGAUCCUGUUCUUGCAAACAUGUUAAGUGUGUGCAUUCCAUUAAGCACAUUUCAUGUAGGCAUAUUGUCAAUAAAAAGCCAAGCAUUUCUCUUCAUUUGUAAAUAAUGAUCGACAUAACUCUGUGUGCAUGUUUUAUAUUAUAUUUUGUUCUAAUAGCCGUGUGUGUAUUCUUAUUUGGAUUUGUUGCCCUAUUAUUGUUUAAACAAUAUAUUUUACACCAUUUGUUUUUUAUUCGAUAUAUCUAUCUAUAUUGUUUUUCUACUUUAUAUUUGUCCAGUCCACUUGAAGAGUAGAUUCUUCAACACACAAAUUAACUUAUAAUGAGUUAGAAGCGUAUUUUGUUUAUAAAAGAAAUAUAUAUGGCAAAAUAUCGAACCCUGUAGAGCUGCAGAAUAUGUCAACAGUGUGUGAGAUUCUCGAAUGCUUAUUUUUUUAUUUUAACAUUUCUUCUUCUUUAAAAUAUAUGACGAAAACAAUUCUUGUGUGUUAUUUUAGAAAAAAAAAUGAUACCUUUUUAACGUUUGCAUUAAUAUUUCGUGACCUAUAAGGUCAAAGGCUUCUAAACAUACUGCACCGACAUAUUUAUCUUCACUUAGGUUUUAUGACCUAUUAAAUUAGUUCGUUUCAAAACGUCUGAAACUCUGUGUUGCUCGAACAUUUAGAUGUGAGUUUAAUAACAAGGUAUCGGUGGAUUUUUUUAAAAUACUUUCUUCUUAAAAAUGCUGUAUACGCCAAAUAAAAAGCAGCUGAAAAUAAACUCGUGUACAUAUUUUUAUUUCUAAGUGCUACGAUAAACACAUUAAUGAAGUCACCACAAUAUUUAGGAAUUAUUGGUCAUAUCCCACCCAUAUAUACGUAUUUCCAGUAUAGUUAAGGAUGCCAACAUAUUAUCGGCUUUUUAUGUAAGUGAAAAAGAAUGACGUAUAUUUGAAACGUCAUUCAACAUGGGUCAAAUGAAGUUGUAAUUUCCCAAUUAUAGUGAAACAAUCAUAUAAACAAUGGCGUCGUAACGCCGACCUGUAAAUGCAAAAUGAGCGUAGGUUUUUUUUCUACAGAAAAUACAACAGCAAAUGUAACUGUUUGUACAGAGAACUAUAAGGACCCAUUUGAUCCAUGGGUGUGACAUUUCAAUCAAAAUAUCGAUCAGUUACACAUUUAAAAAAAUUGUGAAAUAUCACAUAGAUUUCUUGUUUUAUAAUUAGAACAAAUUGUUGAUUUCACAUAUCGUUGUCAUUUGUAGAUAUUUUCAACAUGUAAGCAUUACUAUCAAACCACAUUAACAAGGAUGUAUUUUAAAACUUGUUCGACAAAAUGACAACAUGUACUUGGCAGUAGGUUGUUCAAUGCAUUGAAAUAAUUUGAGAUAACACAUGUUCUAUGAUUGUAUUUUUCACUAAUUAUCUUGAUUUUUUGCAUGUUAUCUUAUCUAUACACAAUUCAACAGCAUUAAAUGAGUUCUUAUAACUA
Mya arenaria is the source of this 6894-nucleotide messenger RNA. RefSeq names its product low-density lipoprotein receptor-related protein 4-like. NCBI's taxonomy places the organism in Eukaryota, Metazoa, Mollusca, Bivalvia, Myida, Myidae. The coding region runs from base 165 to 3791 and encodes 1208 amino acids. The transcript has 21 exons. The record is from RefSeq and is a predicted model, not a curated record.